This is a messenger RNA of Empidonax traillii (willow flycatcher), 1451 nucleotides long. RefSeq names its product coenzyme Q5, methyltransferase (gene COQ5). Lineage: Eukaryota; Metazoa; Chordata; Aves; Passeriformes; Tyrannidae. The transcript has 7 exons. Gene Ontology annotation, molecular function: methyltransferase activity. The coding region runs from base 6 to 932 and encodes 308 amino acids. The record is from RefSeq and is a predicted model, not a curated record. Gene Ontology annotation, biological process: ubiquinone biosynthetic process.
GGAAGAUGGCGGCGGUGCGGCUGUGCCGGGGCCGGGCGCUCCUCUCCCGUGUCCGCGGGGCCCCGCGGGCGCUCCGCGGUCUGGCCGCGGGGCCGGAGAUGCACUUCGGCUUCCAGAGCGUCACGGAGGAGGAGAGGAGGGAGAAGAUUUACCAGGUAUUUGAAAACGUGGCCAAGAAGUACGAUGUGAUGAAUGACUCCAUGACUUUAGGAAUUCAUCGGGUGUGGAAGGAUUUCCUGGUACAUAAAAUGAACCCUUGCCCGGGAACACUUCUUCUUGAUGUUGCUGGAGGAACAGGUGACAUUGCCUUUCGAUUCAUUAAUUAUGUUCGUUCUGCACGAGAGCGGCAGCUCCAGAGGAAGCUCAAGCAACAUCAGAAUUUGUCAUGGCAGGAAAUUUUUCAGAAUUACCAGGAAGACAAAUUUAACUCUCUAGGGGAUUCCCAGGUGGUGGUCUGUGACAUUAACAGAGAAAUGUUAAAAGUUGGGAAGCAGAAAGCUCAGCACCUUGGCUACUCUGAAGGCUUGUCCUGGGUACUUGGGAAUGCUGAAGAGUUGCCCUUUGAUGAUGAUAAGUUUGAUGUUUACACAAUUGCCUUUGGAAUCCGAAACGUAACUCGUAUUGAUUUGGCUCUUCAAGAGGCCUAUCGUGUGCUGAAACCAGGAGGAAGAUUUCUCUGCCUUGAAUUUAGUCAUGUCAGCAACCCUCUUCUUUCCAGGCUCUAUGAUCUCUACAGUUUCCAGGUUAUCCCUGUUCUGGGUGAGGUCAUUGCUGGUGACUGGAAGUCGUACCAGUAUCUGGUGGAGAGCAUCCGGCAGUUCCCCCCUCAGGAGGAGCUGAAGGCAAUGAUAGAAGAUGCAGGUUUUUUCAAAGUGGAUUAUGAGAAUUUAAACUUUGGCAUUGUGGCCAUUCACUCGGGUUUCAAACUGUGAGUCUACUAUGUAGCAAAACACAGGAGGUGUAAUUUUCACAAGGAAUGUGAAAGCUGUGGAAUUUUAACAGUAUGAGGAUUGAAGAGGAGCGUUGAGAACUUGAGCAGCAGAUACUUGCUCAGCAGCCAGACCCUGAACACCAACUACCUUUUUUCCUUCAGGAAACCUGCGGAAGGAGCGAGUCCUGUGGCAUUUCUUACACUUGCAUUUCCCUUCAAGUGCAAUGUAAAGGACACGGCCAGAACUGAGCAGUGCUAACCAGUAAAGCAACAUCAGUUGCUACUGCGUGUUGGACACAGAAAUAGGCUGACUAGUCUUCCAAGAAGAUGCCUUUUAUUUUUUACUAAGCUUCAAGGAGGAUAUACCCAUGAGAACUUGGAUUUAUGAAGUAACUAUGGAUUUUUAUGAAGCUGUUAUUAUCUCUUUUAUGUGGAGUUUAAGGAUGUUUUCCCAUGACUCCUUUACUUCUUUCAAAGGCAAAUGAAAGGCUUGGGAAAUAAAAGGGCUCUGCAUCAACUC